This is a messenger RNA of Prunus armeniaca (apricot), 1266 nucleotides long. NCBI's taxonomy places the organism in Eukaryota, Viridiplantae, Streptophyta, Magnoliopsida, Rosales, Rosaceae. The record is from the annotation of a GenBank genome assembly.
AUGGAACAAUCAGGAAGUAAGACCUCUCAUGCCGAAAAGCCUGAGAAAUUCAAAGGCACUGACUUCAAACGUUGGCAACAGAAGAUGUUGUUCUAUCUGACAACAUUAAAUCUAGCCCACAUUCUCAGACAGGAUGCCCCUGUGUCGAAUAAGGAUCCUGCAACCAAAGAGACUGUCGCUGCAAUUGAUGCAUGGACACAAUCUGAUUUUCUGUGCAGGAACUAUAUCUUGAAUGGACUUGAUGAUGCACUGUAUGAUGUCUAUGCAGCAUUCAAGACGGCUAGAGAAGUUUGGGAAUCUCUUGAGAAAAAAUAUAAAACUGAAGAUGCAGGAUCCAAGAAAUUUGUUGUAGGCAGAUUUCUGGAUUUCAAGAUGGUAGAUUCCAAACCUGUUGUCAAACAAGUUGAAAACCUCCAGAAAAUUAUCCAUGAGAUUCUUGCUGAAGGCAUGAAGAUCAAUGAAUCUUUCCAAGUGGCGUCCUUGAUUGAAAAACUCCCACCAAAUUGGAAAGAAUUCAAGAGUUAUUUGAAGCACAAGAGAAAGGAGAUGAGUAUGGAGGAUCUCAUUGUUAGGCUUCGGAUUGAGGAGGAUAACAGAAUAAGUGAGAACAAGAAUGUGGUUUCAAACAUGGAAGCCAAGGCAAACAUAGUUGAAGGAACCUCAGCAAAACCAAAAUUCAAUCCCAAAAUGAACAAGAAGAACUUUGUUCCUGGAGCAAAAGGAAAAGACUUCAAAAAGAUUAAAGGAGCAUGCUGGGUCUGUGGGAAAACAGGCCAUAAGGCUCAAGACUGCAGGCAUAGAAAGAAUCAGAAUCCUGCCAAUCCUGCAAAUCCAAACUACAACAGGCCAAGGAACAAUCAGGCCAAUGUGACUGAAGAAAACUUGGCUGCAGUGGUGUCAGAAACCAACAUGGUUUCGAAUGACAAUGAGUGGCUGAUUGAUACUGGAGCCACCCGCCAUAUCUGUGGUGAUAAGAAUGCAUUUCUUACUUACCAAGAGAUACAUGGUGGUGAACAACUGUUUAUGGGAAAUGCCUCUGCAUCUGCUGUUGUUGGAAAGGGAAAAGUGCUUCUGAAAUUCACCUCUGGAAAGGAACUAACCCUCCUAGAUGUGCUGCAUGUGCCAGACAUAAGAAGGAACUUGGUAUCUGGACCUGUUCUAAGCAACAAAGGAUUCAAACUAGUUUUCGAAUCCAACAAAGUUGUACUAACUAAGGGGGGAAUGUUUGUGGGAAAAGGUUAUCUUGCUGAUGGGAUUGCUGCCUAA